GUACAAUAACCACUGGAAAGGGAAGCCCACGAGCUGUCUCCACAACCCUGGCACACACUGAGCUCAAUCCUGCAAGGGGCCCGUUGCCGGGCUGGCCCUGCCGUCUGCCCGAGUGCUGCGAGGGGUUAGGCCGGCGAGGCUGAGCUGCCGAGGGAUGGAAGGGACGGGGAGCAGAAGCAGCGUUUCCUCCUCGGUCGUCACAGACUACAGUUUGGUGUUUUGGACUCUGUGCUCCGUGCUCCUGCCGGUGCUCAUCACCCUGUGGUGCAGCUUCCAUCGGUCCCGGCGGCAGAUGUUGAUACGAGACAUCUUUCGGAAGAGCAAGCAUGACUGGCACUACACAGACCUCUUCGGCCAGCCCUCCUACUGCUGCGUGUGUGCUCAGCACAUCCUCCAGGGCGCUUUCUGCAACUGCUGCGGCCUGCGUGUCAGCGAAGGCUGCCUCAAGAAGGCUGACCAGCUUUUUCACUGCAAGGAAAUCAUGAUGAGCAACAGCGGAGCCCACAGCUCCAUGCCACACCACUGGAUCAGAGGCAAUGUCCCGCUCUGCAGCUGCUGCAUGAUAUGCAAACAACAGUGUGGCACACAGCCCAAGCUCUGCGACUACAGAUGUGUGUGGUGUCAGUACACUGUGCAUGAUGAAUGCAUGAUGGAUUAUUUAAAGACACAGAAGUGUACAUUUGGAGAAUUCAGAGACUUAAUUAUUCCACCAUACUAUUUGUCUACAAUCAACCAGAUGCGUAAAGAGAAAAGAACUGAUUAUGAGAAGGUAGCACCUUACUGCAGAAAACACUGGAUGCCAGUAAUUGUACUGGCCAAUACUCGCAGUGGAAACAACAUGGGUGAAACUUUACUAGGAGAAUUUAAAAUUCUGCUGAACCCUGUUCAGGUUUUUGAUCUAAGCAAAAUCACACCUGCUAAAGCACUCCAACUUUGUACCUUGCUGCCUUGCAAUGCUGUCAGGGUUCUUGUCUGUGGUGGGGAUGGCACAGUGGGCUGGGUCCUGGAUGCCAUUGAUGAAAUGAAGAUAAAGGGGCAAGAACGUUAUAUUCCACAAGUUGCAGUUUUACCUCUGGGAACAGGUAAUGACCUGUCUAAUACACUGGGCUGGGGUGCAGGUUAUGCUGGAGAAGUCCCUGUAGAACAAAUCUUACAAAAUGUCAUGGAGGCAGAUGGAAUCAAACUAGACAGAUGGAAGAUUCAAGUAACAAACAAAGGAUACUACAACUUACGGAAACCAAAGGUAUUCACAAUGAACAACUACUUCUCUAUAGGACCUGAUGCUCUCAUGGCUUUAAAUUUUCAUGCUCAUCGUGAGAAGACUCCCUCUCUGUUUUCCAGCAGAAUUAUUAAUAAGGCAGUUUAUUUUUUUUAUGGAACCAAAGACUGCUUAGUACAAGAAUGUAAAGAUCUUAACAAAAAAGUUGAGCUAGAGUUGGAUGGUGAGAGAAUCGAGUUGCCCAAUUUGGAAGGCAUCAUUGUCCUGAAUAUUGGAUACUGGGGAGGCGGCUGCAGGCUCUGGGAAGGAGUGGGUGAUGAACCUUACCCCUUGGCGAGACAUGAUGAUGGACUUCUGGAAGUUGUUGGUGUUCAUGGAUCUUUCCACUGUGCCCAGAUUCAGGUGAAACUAGCAAAUCCUGUUCGCCUGGGGCAGGCACAUACAGUGAGGCUGAUCUUGAAGAGCUCAAAGAUGCCGAUGCAGGUGGAUGGAGAGCCGUGGGCUCAGGGGCCCUGCACUGUUACCAUAACUCAUAAGACACAUGCACUGAUGCUGUAUCACUCGGGUGAACAAACAGAUGACGAUACUUCCAGCAGUUCUGAGGAAGACCACGUGAGAGAACCGACGGAUGAAGAUACAUAGAUUUUGUAGAACUUAACAGAAUACAGCGAUGAACUUCAGCUCAUUUAAAAACACUGAGAACACCUAAUUUAGAUUAAAGUUUGUGUCCUAAGGUUCAUACUUGUGAAUGAACUAGUGCUGAGGAAAAAGCCAUGCUUUUACAUUCAUGAAAACGUUCACAGCUGAAUGACCACAACUGUUUUGCCUUUUAGAUUGGUGGUGAUCUAGCCCAGACUUUCUAGCUGGAGGAGGUAGUUACUCCAAUGGCAGAAAAGAGACAGAUACUUCAGCCCUCCCUUGCUGUGGAAUUAGAUCUUCUGCUCAGAGUCUAGUAUGCAAAAUGUUUGAUGCCCUUGGAAAGGGGAACAGUUGGAGUUUAGCCUGCUUCCACCUGCCCUUUUCCCCAGAGCAGAAAAUCAGACCAAGUAGGGUGUGAGCUGGUUUUCUGACAACAGUGUGCUCCUGGCUGCCAUCUCUUCUUGGGAGCAACACAGGCACCUUUCUGUGCACCUGCUUGUGCAGUGGGUAUCUAAUAGGCUCGACUGGGAGAGCAGAGGAUCUGGGAGCUCUUAGGGAGGUGAUUAGCAAGAAAGAUGCUUUUGGACCAAAGAUUUCUGAAAGUGUUGUGUUUGCAAACGACCUCUUUCAGUGGCUUUAUAAGCCAUAGGUAGAAUACUCCUGAGGUCCCAAGUAGCCAAGGUACAACUUCAAAAUAAUUGUACCAUGACUUGCUCUGAUCCUGUGACUGACUCUGCUUCAGUUCAGUGAGAGGCUAAUUCUAGUUUUUGUAAAUAGCAACAUCGUCGUUCUUGAGGAGGCUUUUUGGAGGAGAACUUGGACAAAGGAGCUGUCUCUUUUUACCUGUUUAGAGGAGGGUUUUAGAGGAAAAAUGGUGAUUGGCAAAUGUGCAUGUUGGUCAUGUCGGGUUUCUUAAAGAUCUUGCUUCAUAACUACCUGAAAAUGAUCAAUAGUAAGCCAUUCUGUUAACUGUUUCAAUUUUAAGUGUGGCAGUUGAGAGCUAAGUUUGCAGAAGUUAGCAAGUUCUGGUGUUCAUGUGUGUAAUUCGAUUGGGGAAAAAAGCAUGGAAGCAUUUGUCUUCUGACUGGCUCUUAGGAGGGUCAGAGUUACCAUGUUGGACCUGAAACUUCAUUUCCCUUAUGAAUAUAUAGAGAAGAAAAGAUUGGUGAUCUAUACUGAUAGUAAAGGUUAAGAACACAUACAACAAUACAUAGAAACUGUCAGUUUGACAUAUCUGAAGCUUCUCAGGUGAAAAGCUUCUCAGGUGAAAACAUCUCCAUGGUUAACAGAAGUAAAAACCUGCUUCCUUUUUUCUUUUCUGUUGUAGGUAUUUUAAGCCUGCAGCAGGUGAUAGCUGUGAGCUGAGGUUUAAACUUUGUCACUAAGUAAUGCAGUUAAGUCCAGUUGAGUUACUGAAGGUGAACUUCCAAGCAGGAAGAGAAUUUAUGCUGAAUGCAUGCUUUUAUAAGCCAAGAUCAUAAGAGGAGAGCUUUGGUCUAAACUUUGAAUGUUGCUGCUUUUGUCAGAACUCCUCCAUUAUUUUGGUGGUUGUGUCUUUUUUCCCCCCUCUUUUUUCCUUCUACUAAAUGAAAGUGAUACCAUUGGGUAAAGUAGGCUGUGUUUCUAGGUUUUGUAAACUGAAACUGCUUUUCAACAAUUGUAAAAUGACAUUUGCAUUGAUGGUGAAUGAACUAUUUAUAUUUUAAAAUAAUUUAUUGAAACCUUGGCAAAGUCAGUAUUUUUAAAGCCUUCAAUUGUAAUCCUCUUUGGAGAGCAUUUUUAACUUGAUGGUGUUUGUUGUAGCAAGUGUAUGUACUAGAUCUUAAAUACUACUGAUUGUCAGUGAAUUUAUAGCUGUCUGAAAAUGUGAUUAGAAUGAACUGUAAAGCAGAAGCCAUGUGUAAAUUCCACAUUCAUUAGCUUUAUACACCUCAACUUAAUUAUUUUAUUGUGUGUAAAUAUGGAGAACAAAUUAAUAGUAAAAACUGUGUAAAAAGUGUUUAAAAUACCCAAAAGUAUACUAUGUUAGAUAAAUCCACUACCCUUUUUUUAGUUACAAGGUUCAAUUUGUAUUAGCUUCAGAGAUCUCAGUAGCUAAGUUAUUAUUUUUAUAUAUAUAUAUAACCAUCAGCAUCCUUAAAAUAGUGAAGUUCUGUGCUAUGGUUCUUAUCUAACUGUUGUUUACAAGCAAAUGCCAUGUCUCUGGAAAAGCAGGAUAUGUGCUAUGAAAGACAGUAUUUUCUCAAGAGAAGUGACACCACUGGCUACUUAAUCUCAGCUAUUCAUAAUACAGUUUAAAGAGGUACCUGAAGUUGAUCAGAUGAUUGUUCGAAUUGUUUUAUAGCCUGAGAACCUUUAACUGCUCAAAAACUUCACUCUUUGGACUUCUGACAUCUAGAAGAAAAAUGAUUGAUGCCAAGACUUUGAAAGUCUCCCUUUCGUGCAGUAGGUGAGCUGGCUUCUCCACUUGCGCUUUGCCCAGGUGGGGACCAGUGAUGUUGUACUAUGUUUGUGCAGGCAAGAUCCUCCCAGUUACUCAGAAGGUGUGAAAUCCCCUUUGGGAAAUGGAAAUCCAUCGUUCCAUGUGGAGAAACAAAGGAGAAGUGAAAGUAGCACCUAAUUGGGCACUUGUUUGUGAAAACCCUGGUGAAUGGUCCUGUUGUAUGGGACAGAUCAUCCCCGUGCAUGUGGAAGAGGCUUGUUUCACUAACUGUUAGUGAUUGCAGCAAAGGACAGGUAGCAAAUGUAGCCAUUGUAAGCAUGGGGAAGCCUUUUGUAAAUUGUAUUUGUGGUAUGGAGAAUAUUCUGUAAGGUUGAAGUGUCCAGUUCCCAAUCUCACAUGGGGUCAUCCAUCUAUUGUAACUAUCUGUAGCUGUCAUGCAUGCCCAAAAAAAGUUAUUUUUAAACAUACUGUGUUAGCACUAGAAUCUGUUGGGAAUUCUUACUGUUUCCAACAUGCUGUCCUUGGAUUUCUAUGUAUCCUCCUUUCCAGGAUGUUGCAAAUUGGGUUAAAGCCUGUUUUGAGUUAGUUUUAUGGCACUGUUUUGAAGUCCAACUGCAGGCAGUAAAUGUCAGCAAUGGGCUCCCAGAUUCUAAUGCCGGCGUAAACGAACUAUUCUAAUUUGUAUAUAGCUGUAGCUGCUGGAUGUUGUCAUGCUGUGACUGUAACACUGUUACAUGCGUUUUUAAUGUGGUAGGUGCAAAAAGCACCAGUACACUGAGCUACUCUGUAGCUCUUGUGGAAACAGCUUGGAAACCUGAAAACACUGCAGUACGUUCUCUGUCCAGAAGAGGGUACUCUGCAGCUGGGUCUCAUGCUUUGCACUGAGGGAUUUUUCCUGACGCUGUUGAUGCUUAACUUUGAAAAAAUACCAAAAGCAAUGUUUCAGAAAGACACGUCAUGAAUAGUUUCUUCUGGCAGUUUUCACUCAGUUAUACUUCUGCACAGGUAAACUGCACAGGUGAAUAACAACAUCAAUUGUCAAGCACUCAAAAGUGAAUUCACAAAGUUUUAAGCUUUAUUUAUUGCUGCAUACACUAGCUUAACUGUGCACAGAGCUUCUUGUUGUAGGCUUUGUUUUACUUUGUGUUUUCAAUUCAGCAGCUCAUAGCAGGGUUAAACUGUUUCAAAUGCCACCUGCAUUUUGGAUCUUUCUCCAUAUCUGGACUUUUUAGAAAGGUGUCUGAAGUCCAAACUUGCAUUCUUCAUCUUCAGAAACAGCUGAGAAGAUGAAUGGCAUUCACUUAGGUAAUUUUUUUUCUAUGUAUGUCUAUUGUUCUGGUGUUUGAAGCAGGCUAGAGUGGUGUUUAGAGCAUGCUUUUAACAGCGCUUUGGAAUUAUUGCAGUUAUUAAAGAACAUAGUCUUGUGUUUUCUACUGCAAUGGCAAUAUUUCUGUUUCAAAUUAAUGUGGAAUUUGUUCAAACUUGAACAUUUUUCUCAGCUGUUAUGAAUUCCAUUUCAUGUUCAUAAUGUAAGAACUGUAUAGCAUAAUUUAUGCAUUUGAUACUCUUUUUGUAUGUUCAUUUUUAAUGUUGCCCCUUCAUAGGGUUUUUUAUUCCAGGUCUUGCUUUUCUUAAGCACUAACUUGAAACACCAUUUACUUUGGUUUGAAGCUUUAAGUACUUGCUCUCAGAAAACAGACUUGAGUUUCUUCUGGUUGCAAAAGAAAAUGCUACCAUGUUUGAACACCCUUGGAGAAAAACACCCUGUUGAGGCAAUGCUUAUAGCAAAAGUAAGUUGAAAGUUUCUUCUGUAUAACUUCAGCUAAUUCAGAUUGAGAGUUUGUACCCCUGUACAUUUUGUCUUGCUAGUGUUUACAGCUACUCAGUAAGUACGUCUUUCCCUCAGUCAUUGAAUUACUCAUUUUAUGCUGCCUCACUUUCAGCUAAAAAUGUCAUUUGAGACAGUAUCAAAAGCCCUGAUUAGAUCAGGAUAGUGAGCUUCUCUUCUGUCCGUUUUAUCCCUCAUGCCAGCUAGCUUAUCAGAAAGGAACAUUGGAAUGGCUUCACACAGCUUAUUCUUAGCCCAGCAACCCACUUGUUUGGCUUUUUCAGUCACCAUCACCACACCUGAUAUCAGAAAGGUCUCUGAAGGCUCCCAGUCCCCCUGACCUAUUCUGAAUGUCCAGUUUUUGCUCUUGGCUGCUGGGGAGGAACCUCCCCAUUCUCCACAGGUUCUGAGGACUGAUAGUUAAAGGUUCUGGUUUCAGUUUGGCCGGUUCCUUCUGGUUCUGUAUUAUGUUGCACUGAAGCUCGCAGCUUUUAUAGUGUGUGUUAUUGUAUCUCACUGGUUUAAAAACCAAAAAACAAAAAUAACAAACUUCAAGCACUGUACCUUAGCUGUGAACAGCAUAAUGAUAUCAUUGUUGUAGUAGUUAGUCUUUUCAACUUAGCAACAAAUGCUUUUUGGUAGAGUACCACUGUAAUCUAGUUAUUCUGUGGGUAAGUAGGACACUUAGGAAUCUUUGCAUGUCUUCUAACUGAAAAUCCUUUUUUGUUCUGUAUUCCAUACUGACUACUAGCAGUUUUCUUCUUUUUGGAAAAGAAAUGAUUAUUUGACUCUUCAGUUAGGAGUAAAGUAGGAUAUCUUCUGAUUUAAAAAUACUAGUACUUAACUCAUCCUGUUGAAUGUGAACCACUUAUUUUAAAAUGCUCUGACUUUUUCUUGUAAAUUAUAGCUGCUUCUUGAACAUAGGAAUGAGACAACAGAGACCACUUGUUCAUUUAGUAUAUUGAGAGAAUUCACACAUUCUGUAUUUCAACUUAGUUUAGGCCACAGUUCUAAAAGCCCAGCAUGAUCACAGUUUCUUUAUCUCACUAAGAGUGCUGCAUACACAGUUCAGGUUUUGGGCAUCUCAGGGAGAGACUUCUAGCUGGAGUAAAGCCACAUGCCUUGACUAACCCUAGUGACGUUACACAGACUUACAUUAGCUGAGGAUCCAGCCCUUAACUAUUGAAAUGUAUGAAUGUAACCAAAAUUUUGCUUUGUUUCGUGUUACUCCUGCCCUGUUUACUGUGCUGUGCACCCUUAUUGAUGUAAUUCACUUUUUGCAUUGUUUCAUUUGCAACUUGUUUGUAGAUUGCAGCGUGAAAAUAGUUUUCUUUUGAAGAGUAGGUGGGAACUUACAUUGUGAGCUUAUCGCAUCCUGUAUCCAAAGUUUACAUCCCUCCAAAGCCAUUUUGUUUGCUACCAACUGUUGUAAUCCUUAGAGUAAGUACCUCCAGCCAUCUUCUCUUUCUGGGAUUUUUAUAGUUAAACAGAAUGGAUUUUUAUUUUUAUAGCUUGUAACUUCAAUAUGUAUAGUAGUUACUUCUAUUUAGUAAUUAGUGGUCAGAAUACUGUAAAAAUGUUACUUUUAAGAGCUGUAACUUUAAAUUAGUAAUUACUACUUGCAAGAAAAUACCAGCAUGUUAAGAGUUGGAAAAAAAAGUUAUUCUUUAGCUUGGAACUACUGUGAUGCUGUAACUUGUGUUUUGUAUUGAAUGUGUUUAUGCAUAUAUUCUGAAGUUGCACUAAAUGGGGACAAAAAUGAGCUUAAAAUGAAAGUAAUAGAUCAAAAAGUAGAAUUUGUAACACCUUAGGGUUGUUUUUAACUGAUAUAGGUGGCAUUUGAGAUUCAGUAUUUAUUUGGUUUUCGCACAAAACAGUAAGGAGGGAGCGAUCAGUGUGCUCCUGACAGAACAGCUAUUUCUUUAUGGUCCAGUUUGAGGUAGGUGUUAUUUAGUGCUCAAACAUGAGCUGAAGUUGUCUGUACCAUUCCCACCUCGCUUCCCAGAAAACAGAAUCUCAGAGCAAACCUGGCUGCUCACAGCUGUGAAGUGUGAGAUCUUUUGCAAAGAAAUAACCAUUCAACAUCAUAUUGAAGCUUCAAUAUAAAUGUUUAAAGUCAACAUUUGCCAAUUUUUUUCUUGACAUCACGUGAUGCUUUCAAAUCCCAAAUUGUUUCCCAUUGUUUUUUUAAAAGGCAGCAGGCUGCAAUGAGAGGAUAAGGAGGUAUCACUGUAAAACUCUUAGUCAUAAAAGCUGGGCAGCGUGUUCUGUAUUUGCUGCCUAGGCACAGGAAGCGUGGUUGCGGAACGUCUCAUAAAAGCCUCUGCCCUGUUUGGACCCUCACUGGCUUCAUCCAGUAUUUCUGAAGUUGUUGAUGAUACCAUUGCCCCCUGUAAUUGUGAUGUUCGCUCAAAUCAUUACAUGUGGGUGACGUGUAUUAUUUGAGUACUUGGGCCAGGUUCUGUCUGUAAGAAGCUGCAAAUCCAGUGAAAUCACAGAACUCCUGGUUCUGUGCUGGUACUCCACACUUAAACAAGCGAAACUGAAGAAAACUUGUCUUCAGUCUCAGUUGUAUCAUGGCCUGUCUCUGUGACUUCAGCUCCCCAAUGCUCUUCUGAGUAACAUCUGCUCCAUAUUCUUCAUAGAAUUUUGUAAAUGCAGAUUUUUCACAGCACUGACUCUGUUACUGAAUUUCCUAAUGCAUCUUUUUGUUGUCUUGUUAUUUGUACUGUAUUUCUCUGUAGAUGAAAGUGUGUGGAUUAAAGUAUUUAAACUCCA
Molecule: messenger RNA, 8907 nt
Organism: Strigops habroptila (Kakapo)
Lineage: Eukaryota; Metazoa; Chordata; Aves; Psittaciformes; Psittacidae
Gene: DGKE
Product: diacylglycerol kinase epsilon
Exons: 12
Coding region: 155-1861 (568 amino acids)
Molecular function (GO): ATP-dependent diacylglycerol kinase activity
Source: RefSeq, a predicted model, not a curated record